AUGCAAAUAUCACAAUUUAAACUUGCAUCGUGGAAAGUUGACAAGAAUCUGACUAAGUACAUAAAUAAUGGUGAAAUCGUAGGUAAACCCGUUGAUAUUCAAGUCAAUUAUGACGGGGUCAGUGAGCUACUUAAACUGUCAAAGAAUUAUAGCAUUGCUGUGGCAGAUCAUUUAAAAUUUUUGAAAAUCCAACCCGAAAUAGUUUUGUCACCAAUGGGGGUUCCUAGACCAUUAAUAGUACGUGCAACAUUAAUUGAAAGAGUUAGAAGAAUAGUAGAUAGAGUUAAUGAUGAUACUAUAAAUAUAAUCAAAGCUAUUUGUAGAUUAGGACGAGAGCCAGUUGCUGAUAUUGUUAAAAAUAUUGUUUCUAUAAUUAGCCCAGGAAGUGAUGGAUUUGUAUCUAGAGCUACCAGUUUGUUGACUGGUAAAGUAAUUCAUCGGGGUUAUGCUAUGUAUUCGACAGUCGAUACAUAUAAAGGGCAUACAUGGUUUGCAAUAAUUGCAUUGGGUACUUUGGGAGGUACUAAAGAAACUAUAACUGAUGCAGAUAUUGAACAAGCAGUAUUGCAAGCAUUUACAUCAAAAAUCGCAGAUAUCAUGCAUAUAGGUAUUAGCGAGUUGGCAGGCACAGGCGAAAAUGUUAAUCACAAUGACAAUUGGUAUGACAGAGUGAUUUUCUACCGAGAUGAUAUAACUAGUAUACCUAAUUGGAGAAUGGGUUCUACCUAUUUUUAUUAG
This is a messenger RNA of Scheffersomyces amazonensis, 738 nucleotides long. RefSeq lists its product as uncharacterized. Lineage: Eukaryota; Fungi; Ascomycota; Pichiomycetes; Serinales; Debaryomycetaceae. The record is from RefSeq and is a predicted model, not a curated record. The coding region runs from base 1 to 738 and encodes 245 amino acids. The transcript has a single exon.